AUGGGCGAGAUAUACAAGAAUGCUUACUUGAACCUCUCCGCUACUGCUGCAAUCAACAGCGAGCAGGGUCUUUUCGCUGAGCGCGCACCCGAAACACUGAUCGAGGACGAAGUCAUUCUCAAUAUCGCUGGUCUUCCUGGAGCCACGAGCGUUCCUUCCAGCCCAUGGCGGCCAUCUCAAAACGUCAAAAAGUCUGUUUUACAGAUACUCGGCGCAUUCUGGCCCAUAAGAUGGCUUAUGAGAUACCUCCCGAGACGCAUGUACAUGCAGGCCAUGACAUUACCUAUUGUGAAGAACCAAUCAACAAGCGCAAGACUGGGUUCGAAAAGCUUGCUGACGAUACAAUCUUCCCGUCAGCCGCCACAUAAUUGGCUAGAUGCCGGAAUCAGCGAAGAUACCAAGGGGAAAGAUUUACGAAGAUGCACAAUCUUAGAUCUCUCUUUUUGGGAGUAUCGAGUCGACAAGGCGCCCGUGAACAAGAGGGGAUGGGUGCUUCAGGAACGUCUCAUGGCUCCUAGGGUAUUGCAUUUCUGCCGAGAUCAGGUGGCUUGGGAGUGUCGUGAGUUCGAGGCUGCUGAAGGCCAGCCAGUAGGCAUGCCGAACUAUCAGCUCACGAUGGGUGGCAUAAGAGCAGGAAGCAGGCUGAAAGGUCUCAACCCGCAAAAAGAUGGGCGCUGGCUACGGAACAUGCGCUUGCAGGGAUACAAAGAUCCUGAUCCUGAACUCCCGGGCAUAUAUGCGUUUGAGCUUUGGCGCCGUAUUGUUGAGGAAUACUCCAAGACAGCCGUCACGAAUCCAGGGGACAAACUCAUCGCGUUAUCUGGUAUGGCCCGGUUCAUGUCCCAACAAAUCGAGAGGGCCCCCGAAGCCGCUGACGUGAGGAAUGUUGGUAUCGCCGGGACUGAAACCAGUCAACGCGAGCUUCCAAAAUGUACUCAGUAUGUGGCCGGCCUGUGGGUACUGUAUCUAGCGAGCCAGCUUCUAUGGUAUGUUGAGCCAACAUUUCGGCGCGUUGACGGUGGCAAACUGGAACAUCUUACGACGGCACCAUCAGACUACCGUGCACCAUCCUUCUCUUGGGCCGCCAUAGAUGCUCAGGAUGGAAACGGCAUCACGUACGGCGAGGUCACUGACAAAGAAAUCCUCAUAACCGUUGUAAAGGCAUCAGUAACCCCGCGGUUGCCAUCCGACGAAUACGGGAUGCUGGAGGGUGCCUACAUCAUACUUCAUGCGAAGCUGCGCAAAGCGACUCUCUUCAGGAAGGGUAAGGAUCGUUUUGGGUGGUGUUUGGUCGGUCGUGAAAAGCUCGACGAAGAUGAGCACACCGAUGUGUAUCUGGAUUGCCCUGCCAGAGACGGUACCGGACUGGACAACGAGGGGAUUCUCGGCCGUGACGCGGGAGUAUUUGUGGUUCCAGCUGCCCACACCGACCGCAAGGCUUCGCCAAAGUCCAAAUAUCUGACUUGCCUCAUCCUACGGCUCGAUAAAACGCGCCUAGCGGGGCCGGUAUUCCACAGGAUCGGCUUGACGAAAUUGAGUCCAUACGGGGACCAUAGGGCUCUGGACGACAACGAGAUUUUGAAGCCGUACGAUAGCGACGUGAACAUGGUGAAGGAUGUAGAGUAUAACCCAAAGACGGGUAUGCACCGUAUCUGCCUCGUCUGA
Alternaria metachromatica is the source of this 1665-nucleotide messenger RNA. RefSeq lists its product as uncharacterized. The record is from RefSeq and is a predicted model, not a curated record. Lineage: Eukaryota; Fungi; Ascomycota; Dothideomycetes; Pleosporales; Pleosporaceae. Bases 1 to 1665 code for a protein of 554 amino acids. The transcript has a single exon.